CCUUUAUUAGCAUGUAAACACUUGCCAUACAAUAAAAUGCACUUUGAUUAGGGAUGGACUCAAAGGAACACACUGAUAAAGACGAGAGUCAAGCAGCUGAUGUUUAAUUGGAACAAGACCUCCUGUACAUCUACAGUCGUCCGGAUUUAUUUCUUGGAAUCCAUCUAAUUCUUAUCAAAAAUGGAGGAGCAAAAAGAUAGAUCACAAAAAAGAGAAAAAAGACAUGAAGAGACGUGGGAUCCUUUUCAGCUAAAUCCAAUUGGUGCCGAAAAAGAACGCAAAAGAAGAGGCUUUGUUUUUUUGCAGCAUCUGUUUGCUUUCUUUGUUGGACUCUUUGUUCUGGUCUCUGCGUUUUUUAGUAAGGGUUCCCUACUAGUUCUUACUACAAUGGCAAGUGAGAAUUCUUUGAUUAAAAAGGACAGGACUUUCCACCUCCUUAUGGUGGCAUGCAGUUUAGCCAUACCAAAUGUGCUGCUAUUUCUGAAAUCACUUUGGAAAUGUGCAUUCAAGAACUUUGUGGCACCUAAAAUUAAAACAAUGCUUGUGAUAUGCCUGAUUGAAUCCCUUGUGUCAUUUGGUACUUCACUCCUUGCACUAGUUGCAAUGCCCCAUUUUGAUAUUCUGACCAGCCUAUUCAUAUUAGGCAGCGUUUGUUUUUUCUCAUCGAUUUUCCAGGCAGCAUUCCAUUUACAGAAGAAAGCUUGGAAAAUAAUUUUCCCAAUUUGUUCUGUUGUGUUUGUGUUAGCCGGGUACAUUCUUUUAGGACUAGAUUAUUAUAUACGAUCAACAUCGACUAUUACUAAUGGGAAUUCUUCAAAGGACUAUUUGUAUGUUGGUCUUGGUAUAUUUGCAUCCAUCUUGGUGUCUCUUAACUGGUGGGAAAAUGCAUUCCAAGCUGGUAACAAACUGGAUAAUGCCCUGACAGAGUUGGAAGGAUUCAGAGAUUUUGUAUUUAUGAUUUCUAGCAUUCUGAGGACAGCUGUUAUUGGCAUAGUGUUUGCAGUAUAUAUCACAAUUGAAGGUAUUGAUUGGUCAGUUUUCAGUAAGGUUCCAGCUGAUACAGUCCAACGAGGCGUUGGCCUUUUUCUAUUACAAGCUUUUGCCUCUGCUGUGUGCCACUGGUUUGGGGUGGUGGGCUGUAAAAUACAUGCCGUUCGCUGCAGCUUUGCUCUCCCCGUUGUGUUAACAACACCUGCGGUAGUCAUUGCAUUUGUGGCAUCAUUUAUGGUGCAGUUCAACAAUAUCCUUGAAAACAAUGUCAAUGCCACCAUUGGAGGGUUUUGCUUAGAUUUUUAUGAUUACAAACUUAUGAACACUUCAAAGCUGGUUUUAGAUGAAAUCUCCAAUAGCAUUUGCCAUACAUCAGUACGGUAUAACGAACCCUGGGGCCCAGCAGUAAUGGGGCUGGAAGGUCUGUGUUGGUGGGUUGGGCUGUUGUGUUCUACAUACUACAUUUGGACCCAGAAAUUACAGAGAAUAGAACGAACAACUCAGAUAUUUGUUCGCCGACUCUAUGAAGCUGCCUUCAUCGAUCAGUCCUUGCUUUUAAACACCAGGAUGAAAAUCAUCAAAGAGAGAAAACAGGAGAGUGGUGAAAAAGUUGAAAGUUGCUUAAUUUACCUCUGCGCAACAAUGUGGCAUGAAACUUACGAUGAAAUGUUGAAGAUCCUCACAUCAAUGUUCAGGUUGGACAGAUAUAGGGGUGAUGCGAAAGAACAACAUAAAGAUAACUUUGAUUUUGAAUGCCAUAUCUUUGUGGAUGAUUCAUUUGAGAAAGAUACCUGCCAUGUCAACAAAUAUGUGAAUGAUCUUGUCAGUGUUAUAAUAGAAGUUUACAGGGUAUUUACCAACAAGGAGCCAGAUGAGGUGUCAAUAUUUGAAACACCAUAUGGAGGACGAUUAGCCUGUAUACUUCCAGAAGGAAAUAUGUUAUAUAUACAUCUGAAGGAUAAACAGUUGAUCCGUAACAAGAAAAGAUGGUCACAGAUUAUGUACAUGUACUAUUUGCUUGGAUGGAAAGGCUAUAUUACUAAUAAUCCUCAAAGAUUGCAGACAGUAGUUAACCCCUGUCGAGCAAGUCUUGUAUCAAUGAAUGGAAACGCCUUCAUUUUGCCUCAAGAUGAAAGUGACAACAAGAGAAAAGAUAUAUCAGAUGAUAACACAUAUAUCAUGGCAUUGGACGGGGAUACUGACUUUCAUCCAUCAGCUUUGAUCUUGCUGGUGGACCGGCUUCGAAUGUAUCAAAAUGUAGGAGCAGCUUGUGGAAGAAUACACCCUACUGGAAUGGGUCCUAUGGUGUGGUAUCAGAAAUUUGAGUAUGCUGUGGGCCACUGGCUCCAGAAAACAGCGGAGCAUGUUUUUGGUUCUGUUCUCUGCAGUCCUGGAUGUUUUAGUUUAUUUAGGGGAUCAGCACUUAUGGAUGACAAUGUUCUUAAACGAUAUACAACUACCGCAACUAAAGCCUCGGAAUAUGUCCAGUAUGAUCAAGGUGAGGAUCGCUGGCUGUGCACCCUGCUUCUUCAACAAGGCUGGCGAGUUGAGUACAAUGCAGCUUCUGAUGCCUACACCAAUGCCCCUCAGGAGUUUAAUGAGUUUUACAACCAAAGACGGCGCUGGGGACCCUCAACACUGGCCAAUACCCUGGACCUCCUGCACAGUGGUGCAGAAACAUCUAAAAGGAACAGCUCAAUUUCCAGAGCAUACAUAUUCUAUCAAAUAUUCACAGUGGGUUCAUCCAUUCUGGGACCUGCUUCUGUUUGUUUGAUGAUAGCAGGUGCAUUUUCUUUUGUGUUUAACUGGGAUGCAAACUUUGCUAUUGUAUUAAGUGUUAUUCCUCCUGCUGUCUACAUCAUAAUUUGCUACACAACCAAACCUUCAUUCCAGCUGACUGUGGCUGCAAUUCUGAGUGUAUUGUAUGCCUUUCUGAUGACUGCAACCUUCUUAUCUAUUAUAGGUCAAAUGGUAAAGGAGAAGACCUUUAUCACACCAUCAGGCCUGUUCCUUGUGUCCGCCACCAUUUUAUAUGUAACGACAGCGAUUCUCCAUCCCCAGGAGUUUGGUCUACUUAUUUAUGGCCUGAUGUAUGUAAUCUGCAUCCCAAGUGGGUACCUGCUGUUAUCUAUAUAUUCACUGGUCAACCUCCAUAUUGUGUCAUGGGGCACCAGAGAGUCCACCAGUAAGGUGGGAAAAAAGAAAACUAUGGGUGUGGUGUGUGACAAGAAGUGCACAAUGUGUUGCUGGGAUAUAAAAAUAGAGGUCAAUCAGGAGACAGAGAAUGUGGUCCUACAAAAACUCCAACAGACAAUUCAACAAACAAAUCUAAACAAACAGCAAAAUCUAAAUAAUCUACAAGAAAUCCAACUCCAGACCCUCCCACGACAUGGAAAUGAGGCAGCACGUUCCGAAAGUGAAAAAUCUGAUGAAGAUGAAAAUGUAAAUGAAAAUCACAGUCGCUUUGAGGAUGAGGAGGAGCAGGUGCAGGAGCAGGAUGGAAUUCAAGAUAUACCUGAAAGUGUUUGGAUUAAACCUGUUCAAGAAGAAUUCCUAAAAAAACUUACUUACGCUAACUUGAAAAGAAACCUGGCCGAGCAAAUAAAGUACGUGCUGAGAGACGAAAGGCACGAAGAUGUGUGUGAUGAAUUGGUUCUCAUGCUAACAGACACUUUGAAUCAAGAACUAUAUGACACAGUAGGUCCAGAAGAUAUAUUACCUGACAGUUUGAUAGAAGAUCUGAAGGAGUCCCUAAAUGUUUCCGCAAGAAGAAUUCUGGCAAUGAAUGAAAUGGAAAUUCUGCAAAGGAGAAUAAGAACAGCUAUUGAAAAAACACUAAUGGCUCCUCAAGUGGAAAAACUAUCUGAUGAAGAACACGUCUUUUGGAUAAAGUUAAUUGAAAGAUACUUGGAACCUUUGUCAGAGGACCAAACCAAUAAAGAAGAGGUUCAAAGGGAGUUGAAAUCCCUUAGAAACAAGGCAACAUUCCUUUACUUCAUUGUCAAUGUCCUCUGGGUGGUUGCUACAUUUUUCCUUCAAGCCAUUGGGGAAGCCAUCAGUAUCAAGAUUCCCAAAGUCUACCCCAAUGGCACUGUCUCAGAUGAAUAUCUCAAUGUGGAGCCCAUCGGAUUGAUGUUUCUGCUGACUUUUGCAGUGCUGCUUAUUGUACAGUUUUUGGCAAUGCUGUAUCACAGGGUAUAUACCCUUAUCCAUGUGGUAUCCUACAGAAGUAAGGAAAAAGAAUACAAUACCAAGGAUUCUGAUGAUGAAGGUAUAGAUGGAUUGACAAUUACUAAUGACCUGUCACCUAUCUUUCUAUAGAUGACAACAUUCCGAUGUGAAAAUACAAAAUAAGAAUUAUUGUUACAGAUGUGUUCUGUGCAGCUUUAUUAGCUGUUGGGACCAGUCAUUUGCUUGUUUCAUUGAACUUUCUAGCACAUUGCACUUUAACAUUCUAGAAUUUCAAAGAUUUACUCCAAAGUUAAUAAUGAUUGAGAAAAAAAAAAAACCUUUAACAUGUUUGGAAAUAUAUACAUAUUAUUAUUAUUAUUAUUAUUAUUAUUAUUAUUAUUAUUAUUAUUGCUAUUAUUAUUAUUAUUAUUAUUAUUAUUAUUAUUAUUAUUAUUAUUAUUAUUAUUAUUUAUUAUAAUAAAAUUCCAAUAGUAUUCCACUUUCAAUACACACAAAUGAAUAACACAUCAAUAUUUUGGUACAUAAAUGGUAAAAUAGGUAUAAUUUAUAGUCCCUGCACAGUAGAAUUUUUUUUUUCAUUUGUGCUUCAUAACCACUCUAUUUAUAAACUACAGCUUUGGCCAAAAGUCUUACAGGCUGAAAAGGAUGUCAGUCAUUUGGGGAAGCAGCAAUUUCACUCCAAGUGCAAGAUUAUCAGAAAGCAAGCCCUGCUGUCAGAAAUGUAUUUUACUUAGUGUACAGCUAUGGCCAAAAUGUUGCAUUUCCUAGAAUUAUAGGAUUGAGACAUAAUUCACAUUUGUCAGUUUUUCAUUAAGUAUAUGGAAAAAUAUAAAACGGUAUGUAAUUCAAUAUGUUAACGUAAUAUUAUGGUUUUCAUUCAACUUUAUGAAGCAAAAUGAGUUAAUUCUAUAGAGUGAUGCAAAACUUUUGGCCAUAGCUGUAUAUUGGUUUUGGUAAUUUAUUAUUUACAUUUUUGGCUUACUUUAACUUGCUUGAUAUUUAUUCUCUUACCUAUUAUAUAUGUGCAUUUAAACAGUUUAUUUUUAAUUAGUUUCAUUGUUUUACUGCAAAUGGUAACUUAUUGUAAAUUGUGUUUGAAAACUUUGUACAGAUAAUAAAUUA
Molecule: messenger RNA, 5304 nt
Organism: Acipenser ruthenus (sterlet)
Lineage: Eukaryota; Metazoa; Chordata; Actinopteri; Acipenseriformes; Acipenseridae
Gene: chs1
Product: chitin synthase 1
Exons: 19
Coding region: 181-4311 (1376 amino acids)
Cellular component (GO): cell septum; cell periphery
Molecular function (GO): chitin synthase activity
Source: RefSeq, a predicted model, not a curated record